Messenger RNA from Mya arenaria, 3947 nucleotides. RefSeq names its product endonuclease 8-like 3. Bases 68 to 1585 code for a protein of 505 amino acids. NCBI's taxonomy places the organism in Eukaryota, Metazoa, Mollusca, Bivalvia, Myida, Myidae. The transcript has 9 exons. Gene Ontology annotation, biological process: base-excision repair. The record is from RefSeq and is a predicted model, not a curated record. Gene Ontology annotation, molecular function: DNA N-glycosylase activity; damaged DNA binding; DNA-(apurinic or apyrimidinic site) endonuclease activity. Gene Ontology annotation, cellular component: nucleus.
CUAGGCAUUGGCUGAAUAAGUAGUGAAUGCGUGGGUACAGCAGGUGACGCAUUUUAAACAGUCGAAAAUGGUUUUUAUAUGUCAUUGCUGUGCUAUUUUUUGUGUGAAUGCUGAAAACAUUUAUUUGCUGCCACAUAUUAAUGGAAUGAUUCUUUAUAAAAUGGCCAACAUGGUGUUCAAGAAGAAGGAUGUGGGCGCUGCUUCUCCAUUUCAUCAGCUGAUUGGUCGACAUCUGGAAGAUGUUCAGACACUCGGGAAAGAAUUGUUCAUGUACUUUGGAGAUAUCUGCUUACGGGUUCAUUUUCUGAUGGAUGGCCAGUCAUUUAUCAACAAUGCGAAGGUUGACAAUGAUUCUGGUGGGAGGACUGAGACAGCCACGCUGGAACUACACAUGUCGGAGGAUGUACUUACGUUCAAGAAGUCUUCAGUGGAUAUCAGGCCAUCGGUCCCCUGUAGGCAGAAAUACGAGACAAUGAAUGAUGUUGACAUAUGUUCCCCAGUGUUCAACUUCCGACGCGCAUUCUCUCUUGUACGUGAACAAACGGACAGACAGGUGUGUGAUGUGCUCCUGGACCAGUCCAUUCUGCCAGGGGUCGGCAACAUCAUCAAGAAUGAGGCCUUGUUUGACAGUGGCAUAAAACCAAGCUCAAAGAUUGGGGAGCUUAAGGAUGAGCACAUUCGCCACCUGCUCAAGAUGACCAGGGACUUUACAGAUAUAUUCUACCGGUGUCGGCGUGAUGGUAAGCAGCUGUCUCCAUACUACAAGAUUUAUGGGAAGCGUCUGUGUAAACAGUGUGAGGGCAGGGUCAUCAUAUGUCGCCUUGGUGAUGAUAGUGGGAGGGUGACCUACUUCUGUGAGAACUGUCAGACCAAUGAUCUGGUAAACAAAAACAGAAAACUUCCAUCUAAGAACAGUUUGCUUGGCUGGGUGCAGACUGGGUCCCACAUUUCACAACCGGAGAUAGCAGACUGGUCAUGUGAGCACUGUACACUCAUCAACAAGGACACUGCAACGUCUUGUAGUGCCUGCCUCAACCCCAGGGUUGACAAAACUGUGGAAGCCAAGCCUGCACAGUUUGGGGCUAAAGGGCAUGUUUCUGGACAAGGCAAUCAAACAAUGAACAGGAAAAGGAAAACAGAAGACUCUGGUGUUGAGCAAACAAGGGCAAAAACUCAGAAAAUUAACACAAGUGUGGUCAAGCUGGAAAACAAAACUGGUUUUAAAACAAAGAUACCUCAAAAUGGAUCUGCAAAAACCAACAAAACACAAAAUGGAACAACAAAGGAACAAAGUGAUAAAAGUAGGAUUCCAAUGUGUGAACAUCACAAGCGAAAAUGCAGCAUGAAGGAAGUUCGCAAAGAGGGGCAAAACCUGGGACGCUGGUUCUUUUCGUGUGUCGUCAGGUCCUGUAAUUUCUUCCAGUGGGCUGAUGUCAAUUUUCCUACCUGCACAGACCAUGGGAAACCUUGUACUAUACGCACUGUGUUGAAAAUAGGACCGAAUAACGGAAAGAGGUUUUUCACCUGCAAACUGCCCAAGAAAAAACAAUGCAAGUUCUUCGAAUGGGCAAUUGGUUAUGACUAAGAGUGGUAUAUUCAAUGUAUAUAGACGCUGUUGUAUACUCAAUACAUGGGAUUCAUGUCCAAAUGAUUUUGCAGAUCAGUAGGUUGUUUAAACUGCAUUUCCAUAGGGUCACUGACGCGGCCUCUCUGUCUUGAUAGGAAAAAUCAUUCAGAAUGUAUAUAAAACAAAUAUCCCUUUUAAUGAUGCAAUGCAAUGGUGACUUUAUUAUGCCCCCCUUCGAAGAAGAGGGAUAUAUUGCUUUGCACAUGUCGGUCAGUCCGUCCGUCCGUCGGUAGACCAAAGCUUGUCCGAGUUAUAACUCAACAAUUCCUGGAGGUAUGGUGAUCAAGCUUGACAUGAAGGUUGGGCCUGACCAGUAGAUGACCCCUAUUGAUUUAAGGGCUCAUCGGGUCAAAGGUCAAGGUCACAGUGACCUUUAAUGAUAAAAUAAUUAUAAAGCUUGUCCGAGUGAUAACUGAACAAUGCCUGCUUCCAUGGCUCUCAAACUUGACAUGGAGAUUGGGCCUGACCAGUAGAUGACACCUAUCGUUUUGGGGGGUCAUCGGGCCAAAGGUCAAAGUAACAGUGGCCUUGAUUGGUUAAAGGGUGUCUGAGUGAUAACUCUACAAUGCCUGCACCCAUGGCCCUCAAACUUGACUUGGAGGUUGGGCCUGACCAGUAGAUGACCCCCAGUGAUUUAUGGGCACAUCGGGUCAAAGGUCAAGGUCACGGUUACCUUAAAUGAUAAAAGGUUGUCCCAGUGAUAACUACCAUGCCUGCACCCAUGGCCCUCAAACCUGAAUUAGAGGUUGGGCCUGACCAGUAGAUGACCCCUAUUGAUUAUGGGGGUCAUCGGGCAAAAAGUCAAGGUCACAGUGACCUUGAAUGAUAAAGGGUUGUCAGAGUGAUAACUCUACAAUGCCUGCACUCAUGGCCCUCAAACUUGACUUGGAGGUAAUGUCUGACCAGAAGAUGACACCUAUUGAUUUUAUGGCUCAUGGCCUCAAAGGUCAAGGUCAUAGUGACCUUUAAUGAUAAAAUAACUUUAAAGCUUGUCCGAGUGAUAACUCAACAAUGCCUAGACCUAUGUUCAUCAAACUUAAUAUGGAAGUUAGGACUGACCAGUAGAUGACCCCUAUUGUUUUGGGGGUCAUCGGGCAAAGGGUCAAAGUCACAGUGACCUUGGUUUGUUAAAGGAUGUCUGAGUGAUAACUGGACAAUGCCUGCUGCACCCAUGGCCCUCAAACUUGACUUGGAGGUUGGGCCUGACCAGUAGAUGACCCCUAUCGAUUUUAGGGUCAUCGGAUCAAAGGUCAACAUCAGUGACCAUUAAGGCAAACUUAACAAUUCAUUGACCUAUGAUCAUCAAACUUGAGAUGAAGGUUGGCCCUGACUAGUAGAUGACCCCUAUUAUUUUGGGGGUCAUAGGUCCAGAGUUUAAGGUCACAAUGACCUUAAAUGUGAAAAAGUUAGCAAAGCCUCUCCCAGUGAUAUCUCAACAAUGCCUAGACCUAUUAUCAUCAAACUUGACAUGGAGGCUGGGCCUGACCAGUAGAUGACCCCUAUUGAUUUCAGGAGUCAUCAAAUCAAAGGUCAAGGUCACAGUGACCUUAAACGAAAAAAGCUUGUCUGUGUGAUAACUUGACACUGCCUGAACCCAUGGCCUUAAACUUGGAGGUCCAUGCAUAUUUCAUUCAAUCCCAAAUAAUCCUGACAACAUGGCACUCAGGGGGGGGGGCAUAAUGUUUGACAAACACCUCUUGUUUUUAAGUUGUUUUAAAUAUUUUGGACAUUUCUUAACAGAAAAAUAGCAGAGUACUUGUUUUAUGUGUUAUUAUCAAACAUUGUUUUAGCCAAAGUAUUGAUAAAGGUCAACAGUACUAAGAUAUGUUUAGUGUUAUUUUGAGUCACACAGUGAAGCUACACUCUCAAUGCAGGUUUGGAAUCCCCGUACCCCAAACCCCAAUGAGUGGGGAAGACAUAUUGUUUUGUCCUGUCAGUCCAUACGUCACUCGUCAAUUAAGCUUACUACAGAGCUACAGAUAACUUUUUUACAUUAUAUUUUACACCCUUAUGCAUUCUAGUAAAGUGUAUGGUACACUCUUGGGUUAUUCAUUAGUGUAACUGCAAUUUCUAAAGUGUACUGAUACAUUAAAUUACAAAAUUGAAUGACUUAUUUUACUUAAUGAACUUUAUAGUACAAAACAAGAACUUACUCAAAAUUGAAAUGUUGCUCAGCUAAUUAUAAGUCCUGAUUAAUUAAAACAUCUUUACUACAUGUACUUUGCUUUCUUGGCUUACAACCUUCUAUAGGUCUCUUAGGAUAGUGUAUCGAUUUUAACAAAUCGGUUUAGCAUUUAGUCAAAACCGCUGGCGUAUAACA